AAAAAUGACAGAAAAAUUGGGGUAUUAUGAAUAGUUGUCUGAGAAUUAAGUUAACUCCAAGGGAGAGAAUAUAAUGAAGCUUUGUCAUAAAUAAUGGAUAUGAUUACUGAAAUUGGUUAGUUUUGAGUUGGGGCCGGGAGAGAAUACGUUCUGUUAGCUCAGUUGGUUUUCAGCCAUUCAUUUCUAAUGGGUUGUGAAGUUAUAUACAGUGUAGAUAUACCAGGCAGGAUGUAACAGUUUUGACAGGAAACUCAAGUCACUAUAGCUAUUGAGAGAAGCAACGACAAGCAGACAAUGAAAUGGCUUGUUUAAACUUAAUCGCGGAUUUUUAAAUACCUAAUUUAAUUGUAAUGAUGAUUGCUGGUGCCAUUCUAUGAGUGUUUUUGUCGAAUGUGAAAUUGCUGCACUUCAAGUGGACUGGAAUUAAAAACAAGAAAAUGUCUGGAGCAGAAGAAAAUGGCCGCCCAGGAGAUUCAGACUCCGACAUUAUGGCAGAGCCCGGGGCUGGGUUUGAUGCCAAAGGCUUUGGGCUUCGAGCCCAGAAGAAGCUGCUCGGCAAAAUGUCCAGCAAAAAAAUUGUCAAACACUUCAUUGACGACUCUACCAGCCAAGUUUUAGACAACACCUAUAAGAUAAUGAAAGCCUUCACAGGGGACAAGAAGCAAGCCGAGAAGUUACUCAAGUACAUCAUCAAAACCAUCAUUAAGGUGGGCAUUCUGUUUAGAAAUGAUCAGUUCAAUGCCAGUGAACUCCAGGUGGUAGAGUCCUUCAAAAGCAAGUUUCAUUCCCUUGUCAUGACUGUUGUAAGCUUCCACGAGGUGGACUUCACCUACGACAAGCCAUUCCUGAAAUCCAGCAUAGAGGAGUGCCGGCAACUUCUACAAAGCAUCAUACAGCGACACCUCACGGACAAAUCCAAGGGCCGUGUGGACACUGUGUUCGAAUUCUUUGAGGGAGAGGAAUUAAUGGACGCACUGUUCAAUCCUUCAGGGCCCCACAAGAAGGAAAUGGACAGCAUCACUGCUGAUAUGCACAAAAUGAUGGACGAAGGAAACCUUUAACCUUUGGCAUGUAUAGAAGUGAAUCCUAUGUGUGUAUCAAAUUAAUCCUGCAGCAAUGUGAAUGCAAUCAUAGAUCUAUAAAAAAGUGUUUUUUUAAGUGUUUAACUGUCUAAGAAAGAUUCUAUUGAAUUGUUUUAAGAAAACAAUUUUUGCAGUAUUACACAAACCCCCAUGCAAAAUUUUUUAAAAGAAGAAGAAUUAUAAUAAGUUACUAGUAUUUUGAGACUUCUUUUUACCAUGGAAGAGUGCUUGAUCUUGUUAUAAAUGAUUUAUUUGUGUUAUCAUUACAUAUAGUUUAUGUCCAUGUUAUUAUGUACAUAAAGUUUCAUAAUGAGUUUAUUGAGUCAUAUGUUAAUUGCCAUUGCAGGUAAUUUUUGAAUUUUUGAACUUAACCUCUUUUUUCAAUUGUCAGCAAAGUUAAAUUUUUACUUGACACAGUCUGAGUUUUUCGUAUAGUUUAUGGAGAAGGGAGGUAAUGUAGCUCUACCAAUUGCCAAUGUCUAUGAUGACUAUUUUCCUUGAAGGAAACAAUGAACUGAGUUUAAAUGUUUUGCAUUCAUCAGACUCAUCCAUAUUGAGACAAAAUAAGUAAAUAUUAAAGUGUUUAUUAGAGUUCCUAAUUUUUUAGAAAUGUAUGUACUGUGGUUUCAAGAAAUGUAUUCCUGGACAUCAAUUUUUUUUAGUAUAAGUAAAUUCAAGGUUGCAUAAAUUUGUAGACAAUGACCUUUUUGGUACAAUAUGUUAUCAGGUAUCAAAGUUCAAAAAUUGUUGAUAAAACCACAGUAUAUGCAUUAAGGGAGAGUCUUCAAAUGCAUCUGAAAAACAAAAAAUACAUCUGAAAAAGAAAUAUUAAUACUAAAUUUUUGUUAAAUUUAUCUGAAAAUUUUGCAGGCCUUAUGUUCUAUGAGAAAACAAAUCAGCGUAAAACAUGCAUACAUGUAUUUAAGUCAAACAGAGUGUAUAAGAAGUGUUUUGUAUUGCAGUUGAUGAUUAUAUUAAGUUUGAUUUCAUAUAUGUCUCAUAACAUGUAAUUGCUUUAGAUUACAUUCCAUCUUAUUUUUAUGUAAAAGAUUUUUUUUUCUUCAUAUGAAUAUUCUUAUAGUUGUGUUCAGUUAAUCCUUUAACUGUGAAAAAUUGGUGCUGCCAGCACUUUAUGAUUUUUUUUCAUUGUAUAUACAUGUAUAAUGUAUACAGAUUUCAUCAAUAUAUUAUUUACUUUCACAAUUUCUAAAUAUUCUACAUUUCUUAGCAAUGAUGAUUUAAGCAGGGUAAAUAUUUCUUGCAUUCUGGUAUACAUACAACUGUCCUUUUAUUUCUUACAUUAAAAUUACCACCCCAUUGAAGCUAUUAUUAAAAGUGUACUUCAAAUCCAAAAUUUCUUUUGUGUAUCACAAAAUUUGUGAAAAUUUGGCAUAUAUAUAUGAUCUUUUUUAAUUGUGUCGUAUUUUUUUUUUUUUUGGUUUAUAAAGUCUUUAUUAAUAGUAACCUAUAUAAGAUACAGUUUCUGUGUAUUUUAAUUUUUGGGAUUUGAAAGUGGUCGCAGAAAAAGGCGAAAAAGAGAUCAUCACAAAAAUAAACAGAUAUAUGGUAUGUAACAACAGAUAUUGACAUGUAUUAAAUUCAUCUGAGUGACUUUAACCUCCUCAAACUUUACAAUGUCAGCAAACACAUAUGCAACCUUCCCAUGAACUUAUCUUGGUAUUUUUUCCUUAUUGAAUGAACCAUCCGAUUUGUCUUCCUGUUAGCUUUGUAUGGUUUGACUCUUAAUUUAGAUAGUACUGUAAUUAGAUAUUACCCCAGCACAACUAGGAAAAGGGAAUCGGCCAUUAAAGAUGAAGAGUUUUUGUAUCUGUGCCUAAUAGAUUUUAGAAAGAGACUGUUUUAUACUCUGAUUUGUUUAUUUCUACAGAAAACGAGACUAGUCAUUUAUCCAAACUGUGCUAAGACUUCGACCUUGUUACCCUGUUAUCUAAAUGAGAAGGAAAUAUUUCUACAAAUCUUAAUUUACACAGCUUAGGUCAGCCGUUUAUUUAUCUUUUCUUCUUCUUUUUUUCCCUCUUAGCAUCUUUGAUUAUAGUGCUAAACCGCCUGUAUGUCAAGUAAACAUAUAUAUCUUUUUUUUUUAAAUUUAUAUAGAAAUAUUUACAGGGAAAUGUUAUUCUACUUUUUAUAUUCAUAUUUGAACAUUACAGACUUGAAGAAAAAAAAGAUAAUGUGUAUUUUUUUUUUUUAUGAAACUUAAGGAAGUUAAAUUGAUUUUAAUUAUUUUCAUUGAUGGCUUUAAUGCUACUUGUUAAGGAAAGGGAAAUUUUAAAUAAAUUUCAAGUGCUUUAAAAAUAUGGCUAUGAUGCUACUGAUAAAUUUAAAAAAGGGGGGGGGGGCACAAUGUAAUGCCAUCAUUUACUAUGCAAUCUUAUCCUUACCAUACAUGUAUAUCAAACACUCAAAUCAGGUUUUUUGAGUAUACCGCAUAUGUAUUGCAGUUAAAAUGAAUACAUGUAUAUCUAAUAAUUUACAUCAUUUUUUUAGUUGAACGAUGACCAAUAAAGUUCAUAGAAAUUUAAUAAAUGGUAAUUGAUGCUUGAAAAAAAAAAUUAGAAAUGAAAUAUGUUGCUCAUGAAUUGUUGCAUUCAAAGAAAAAGAGAAAAGCAUUUUUAUAAGAAAAUAUUUUUGUUGAACUUCCAACCUUUAAACCAGGUGCUCACUUGUUCUUCCUGCUGAAAAAGAUGUUUACAAUUGUCAAAACUGAUGUGACCCUUAGUGUAUAACCAAUAAAAAGUAUUAUGAUAUAUGAAAAUGAUAUCCUUGAGAAAAUAAUUGAUGAAACACCAUUCAUGAAGACACCAUUCAUAAAGAAUUAAUAAAGAUCAUAUGGUCUUCUUUUUUUGGGGGGGGGGGGUGGUAGCAAAUAACAAAUAAAUUCACAAAUCAUCAGAUAUCUCUAAAACAGGCUUAUUUUUUGUUAUGUUUUGAGUAAUAUUUUAAAAUCCAAUUAUGAACUUUGUUUACCUUAUUUGAUGCUUGUAUUUUUCUUAGAGUAAAAACUUAACAGUGUUUAUUGUAUGAAAUACUUGUAUGAAGUCAUUUUAAGCUUGCCUCAGUCUUUUUUUUUCUUUUUUUAAGUACCGGUAAUGAAUGACACAACACUUACUGCAAGGGUACAUUGUAUAGAGAACCAAGGAAAUAAUAGGUUAUUUAUAUAUAUUUCUACAGUAUACUUAAUUAUGUAUAAUAUGGUAUACAUAUUUAGCUCCAUGAAGAGAUUUUGUUGGAUAUAUAUAUAUAUAUAUAUGAGAGAGAGAGAGAGAGAGAGAGAGAGAGAGAGAGAGAGAUUUCAUGAAAUAAAUAUUUUUACACUCUAUGUAAAAUAAGCAAUAAGGAACUAGUGAUAAGUGUCACGAAGUACAUGUAUUUAACAUCAGGUACUGUAAAUAAAAUUUAUGCUUUCUGUUAAA
Messenger RNA from Magallana angulata, 4516 nucleotides. RefSeq names its product tumor necrosis factor alpha-induced protein 8-like. The transcript is spliced from 4 exons. Gene Ontology annotation, cellular component: cytoplasm. Gene Ontology annotation, biological process: regulation of apoptotic process. The record is from RefSeq and is a predicted model, not a curated record. Bases 438 to 1061 code for a protein of 207 amino acids. Lineage: Eukaryota; Metazoa; Mollusca; Bivalvia; Ostreida; Ostreidae.